This is a messenger RNA of Plodia interpunctella (Indianmeal moth), 2472 nucleotides long. RefSeq names its product Chitinase 5 (gene Cht5). The record is from RefSeq and is a predicted model, not a curated record. The transcript is spliced from 11 exons. Lineage: Eukaryota; Metazoa; Arthropoda; Insecta; Lepidoptera; Pyralidae. Bases 27 to 1751 code for a protein of 574 amino acids. Gene Ontology annotation, biological process: carbohydrate metabolic process; chitin catabolic process. Gene Ontology annotation, cellular component: extracellular region. Gene Ontology annotation, molecular function: chitin binding; chitinase activity.
GUGAUGCGCGCGCGCAUAAAACCGCGAUGCAACGGCGGCCGCGACACAAUCGCACCACGCACACCACGCAAACGUCGAGAAUGCGUGCCUUACUAGCGACGUUGGCCGUCCUAGCGGUCGCCACCACCGCGGUGCAAUCGGACAGCAGAGCGCGCGUAGUAUGUUACUUCAGCAAUUGGGCGGUGUACCGUCCUGGCGUGGGUCGGUACGGCAUCGAGGACAUCCCAGUGGACAUGUGCACACACCUCAUCUACUCCUUCAUCGGCGUCACUGAGAGUAGCAACGAAGUGCUUGUCAUUGAUCCUGAGUUGGACGUGGACAAGAACGGCUUCCGUAACUUCACCUCCCUGCGAUCCUCCCACCCUGGCGUCAAGUUCAUGGUUGCUGUCGGCGGCUGGGCCGAGGGCGGCUCCAAGUACUCCCACAUGGUAGCUCAGAAGAGCUCCAGGAUGGCAUUCGUUAGAAGCGUUGUUGAUUUCCUCAAAAAGUACGACUUCGACGGAUUGGACCUGGACUGGGAGUACCCUGGGGCGGCCGACCGCGGUGGCUCCUUCUCCGACAAGGACCGGUUCUUAUUCCUAGUCCAAGAGCUGAAGAGAGCGUUCAUCAGGGCUGGCCGUGGCUGGGAGUUGACUGCUGCCGUGCCACUCGCUAAUUUCAGACUCAUGGAGGGCUACCACGUACCCGAUCUAUGCCAGGAAUUGGACGCUAUCCACGUGAUGUCGUAUGAUUUGCGCGGCAACUGGGCUGGAUUCGCUGAUGUGCACUCGCCUUUAUACAAACGCCCUCAUGACCAGUGGGCCUAUGAAAAACUCAACGUGAAUGAUGGGCUGAAGCUAUGGGAAGAUAAGGGCUGUCCGUCCAACAAGCUAGUGGUGGGCGUUCCCUUCUACGGCAGAUCCUUCACUCUGUCUGCCGGGAACAACAACUACAACCUGGGCACUUACAUCAACAAGGAGGCCGGCGGCGGCGACCCGGCGCCCUACACCAACGCCACAGGAUUCUGGGCUUACUAUGAGAUUUGCACAGAAGUAGACAAGGAAGGCUCUGGCUGGACCAAGAAAUGGGACGAGCACGGCAAAUGUCCCUACGCUUACAAGGGCACCCAGUGGGUCGGCUACGAGGACCCUAAGAGCAUUGAGAUCAAGAUGGAUUGGAUCAAACAGAAGGGCUAUCUCGGUGCGAUGACCUGGGCCAUCGACAUGGAUGACUUCCAAGGUCUUUGUGGAGAAAAGAACCCAUUGAUCAAGCUGCUUCAUAAACACAUGAGUUCUUACUCUGUACCUGCUCCAACCACUGGGAACACUACUCCUACUCCUGAAUGGGCUCGACCCCCAUCGACGCCUUCAGAUCCAGCAGAAGGCGACCCAAUCCUUACCACCACUACUACAACAACAAAGCCCACCACAUCGGCUUCCACCAAAGUCACCACCAAAGCCCCCACCACCACAACAACCAGGCUACCAACAACCGCCGCUCCAAUCGACAACUCUGACGAGAAUGACAUACAAGUGAGACCAACCAAGAAACCUGAGCCAGUGGAAAUUCCAGCGGAAAACGAGGUCGAACACGAGGACGUAUGUAAAAGCGAAGCAGAUUACAUUCCCGAUAAGAAACGAUGCGAUAAGUACUGGCGGUGUGUCAACGGCGAGGGUGUCCAGUUCACGUGCCAGCCCGGGACAGUGUUCAAUGAGAAGCUGAACGUUUGCGACUGGCCUGAAAACGCUAAGCGAUUGGACUGUGAAAAAUAAAUCGCAGGACUAAACGCUCAUGAAUAGGAAGUUUCGUUGUCAAAAUUGUUUACGCUAUUAAUUUUUAACCUCUAUGCAUAGAGAGGGUGUAUAUAAGUUUGUCUCUGUAUUUGUUAUGAGUGUCUGUGUCAUCGUAUCUCCCAGAAGAAUGAACCUAAAUUGUCGAUUUGUGUGACACUCGAGAGUGUUCUUCAGCCAUGACCAUGAUCUAUAUGUUCCGUCGUUUGAAGAUCAUCAGCUCUUAUCUAGUUUAUGAAUAGUUAUUACUAUUAUAUAGUUUAUUUUUCAUACUGCCUUAAUUUUCACUGCCUACGUUUUAAAUGGCGUUCACAACUUUGAUAAUUUGUAAUUUUAAGUUUAUUUUGUUUAUUAAUAUUGUCGUGUUUUGUUUUAUUCAACAUAAUACGCCAAUGUUUGUUAAUUUAAUAGAUUAGAUGUUUUUCCGUUGUAAAUAUCAAUGUCUUAAUUACGAUUACAAUUGAAUGCUUUUUGAAGUUUAGAUAUUCACUUAUAAGUAAAUGUAAAAAAUUCUACCGCCUCAAAUUUUUACUUCUAAGCAUGUGAUUGGUCAUGUACAAGACUGUAAAAUAAGAAAUGAAUUAAGUACUUUAUUUGCUUAUUUUUAAGAUAAAAUGUGAAAUUUAGUUGACAUUCCACUAAACGAUUGCGUGGUAUAAUAGAAUAAUUUAUUUAUUUAAAAUAAAAUUAUUUGAAAAUUAAA